This is a messenger RNA of Helicoverpa zea (corn earworm), 968 nucleotides long. It is a transcript of the gene Scox, whose product is annotated as protein SCO1 homolog, mitochondrial. Lineage: Eukaryota; Metazoa; Arthropoda; Insecta; Lepidoptera; Noctuidae. The record is from RefSeq and is a predicted model, not a curated record. Gene Ontology annotation, cellular component: mitochondrial inner membrane. The transcript is spliced from 5 exons. Bases 129 to 893 code for a protein of 254 amino acids. Gene Ontology annotation, biological process: intracellular copper ion homeostasis; mitochondrial respiratory chain complex IV assembly. Gene Ontology annotation, molecular function: copper ion binding; copper chaperone activity.
GUCAUUUAGACAGUUCUUCAGCUGAAAGAGGAAAAGUGAACACGCCGAAUUGUGCGCUGAGAUAAUUAUUAUGAAAUUGAUAACAUAGCCCCUGAAUAAAAUUGUUACAUAAAUAUUAGCCAUUGAAAAUGAACUCUGUAUUGAGAAACAGGUGUGGUGCGUUGUGUCGUGCUUUCAGUACUUCGGUGGUGAAAAAAUGUGCCGUGCCCCCGGUACCACCCAAGAAACCGUAUCGUAUCACCUCAGCUAUAACAUGGAAAUCCAUGACAGCAACCGCUCUCAUAGGCGGAGGAUUGACUGCUUUCAUGAUGUACGUCAGACAUGAGAAACAAGAAGCCUUGGAUCGUGAAAGAAAGCGACAACUUGGGAAGGCAAAGAUUGGAGGCACAUUUGAGUUGGUUAACACAGAGGGUAAACUAGUGAAAAGCACAGAUUUCUUGGGUAAAUGGCUGUUAAUUUAUUUUGGAUUCACUCACUGUCCUGAUGUUUGCCCUGAUGAGUUGGAAAAGUUAGCAGAAGUUGUUAAUAUGCAUGAUAGUAAUCCAAAGCUCCCGCCAGUACAGCCUAUCUUCAUUUCUGUAGAUCCUCAGAGAGAUACACCAGAAAUUGUUGGAAAAUACUGCAAGGAGUUUUCUCCACGCUUCCUGGGCUUGACAGGCAGUAAAGACCAGGUUCAGCAAGCAUGCAAGUCAUAUCGCGUCUACUUCAGUGCGGGACCACAGGAUGUUGAUAAUGAUUACAUUGUGGACCACACUAUUAUUAUUUAUCUUGUCAACCCCGAUGGUGAGUUUGUUGACUACUACGGACAGAACAGGAACGCUCAAGAGAUCCACAGUUCAAUGCUUGUCAACAUCAAGAAAUACGAAGAUUCCAAGAAAAGUGGUUGGUUUUAAUUCGCAUUUAUGUAGAAAAGUAGAAUAUAGAUCCAAAGUAUUUUUAUUUAAGUGAAAUAAAACUAUUGUUACUUA